UAGCAACCGCGACUCCAGAGCGCCAUAGACGCUAUAGCGAACUGGCUCGUGCUUCUCUAGUAAAUUAGCGUUAAAUAAAAGAAAAACACUUGGAUUUCAAGUUACAUCACAUCAGAGACCGAAGGUUUUUAUACGAAAGGAUGGAUGAACAUGACAUUGAACAAGCUAUAGACGAAGAGCUGGAAAAGCUGAGUGUGAAUCUCUCUGACAUGGGCUCUGACAGUGAUGCAGACAUUGAGGAAGAUUUCACUGCAUCUAAUGAAAAGCUAGAGAAUGACCUUCCUGACUCAGUGCUUGCCUACUUUAAAGCUUCAAGUAACAGAAUGAAUUCUUUUGAGCAACUCAUCCUUGAAGAUCUUAAUGAUCUCGAGACCAUGUGUAACGAGAUGUUCAGGCCGAGUCAGCAUGCAGAUCUUCUGAAUGAACUGGGCUCGAAUUUUGACGAGGAUCCAUUAAAGCUGAAGGAAAGAAUAAUGUCUGAAAUUGAAGAGCAAGUAGGCGCCCCAUGUGAAACUCAUGACUCGAAUGGAGAUGGAGAUGAUACUGAAUAUGACACACACAAGGAUUCUGAAAGACAGUUCAUGUUUGAAUGGAGACGGCUGGAGGAGCGACUGAGGAAAGAGGAGGAGCAGAGACUGGCCGAGCUUGAGGCUGAGAGGGAGCAGUGUCUGAACUCAGCCAGAGAAGAGGAGGAGAAGAAGAGACGUAGAAGUGAGCAGUUGAAGGAGGAGCUGAGGAGGACCGAAGCGAUGAAUCAGUUUGAAUAUUUGAAACCUGUAGCUGGAGAUGGUGAAAUAAGCCAAAGUCUUCAACUUGAAAUGGUCGAACAGCAGGAGCUGAUCAAAAGAUUAGAAGAACAGAUAGCGGAGGAGAGGCGAGUUUUCGAGGAAGUACAGCAGGAAGAAGGGAGGAGAUCUGAGGCACGGUGCACUGCAGCAGCCACGAAGUUACAGGCAGCUUUCAGAGGGACACUGGUGCGUUGCUGGAGCAAAAAAGAGCUGACCAAGCGGAGAGAAGAGGAGAGGAGGAGACAGGAGUUGAGGAAAGAAAGGGAAAGGAGGAGAGAGAGGGAGGAAAGGAUGAAGAUGGAGUGGGAGAAUGAGAGAAGGAGGGUGGAGCAGGAGGAACAGCGUCACAGAGAAGAGGCAGAGAGGAGAAGAGCUGAGUACGAGAGAGCCAAGGUACAUGAGCGUCAUCGCCUGGAGAGAGAGCACAAGCUGGAGGAGCAGAGAAGAAAAGAAAAGGAAGAAGCAAAGAGGAUAGAUGAUGAAAGGAAAAGAAAGGAGGAGGAGGAGAAGCAGAAGAGGAUGGAAGACAGGAGAGUAGAAGAGGAAAGGAGAAAAGUACAGGAGGAGGAGGAGAAGAAAAUUAAAAAUGAGGAAAAAGCAAAAAGAACUGAGGAUGAAAUAAAAAGAAAAGAUGAGGUGGAAUCAUCAGGAGGAAUGGAAGAGAGUAGAGUAGAAGAGGAGAGGACAAGAAAAGAAGGAGAAGAAGCAAAGAGGAUUGAGGAUGAAAGGAAAAGAAAGGAGGAGGAGGAGAAGCAGAAGAGGAUGGAAGAGAGGAGAGUAGAAGAGGAGAGGAAAAGAAAAGAUGGAGAAGAAGCGAAGAGGAUUGAGGAUGAAAGGAAAAGAAAGGAGGAGGAGGAGAAGCAGAAGAGGAUGGAAGAGAGGAGAGUAGAAGAGGAGAGGAAAAGAAAAGAUGGAGAAGAAGCAAAGAGGAUUGAGGAUGAAAGGAAAAGAAAGGAGGAGGAGGAGAAGCAGAAGAGGAUGGAAGAGAGGAGAGUAGAAGAGGAAAGGAGAAAAGUACAGGAGGAGGAGGAGAAGAAAAUUAAAAAUGAGGAAAAAGCAAAAAGAACUGAGGAUGAAAUAAAAAGAAAAGAUGAGGUGGAAUCGUCAGGAGGAAUGGAAGAGAGGAGAGUAGAAGAGGAGAGGACAAGAAAAGAAGGAGAAGAAGCAAAGAGGAUUGAGGAUGAAAGGAAAAGAAAGGAGGAGGAGGAGAAGCAGAAGAGGAUGGAAAUCAGGAGAAUGGGGGAGGAAAAGAGGAAGGUACAGUUGGAGGAGGAGAAGGAGAGAAAAGAAGUGGAAGAAGCAAAGAGAACUCAGGAUGGAAGAAAAAGAAAGGAAGAGGAGAAGCAGAGACGAAUGGAAGAGGGGAGAGGGGAGGAGGAGAAGAAAAGAAAAGAAGAGGUAGAAGAAAAGAGGACCGAGGCUGAAAUAAAAAGAAAAGAGGAAGAACAGAAAAUGAUGAAUGAAAAAAGAGUGGUAGAAGAGAUUAGAUUAAAGCAAAAAGAACAAGUUAAAAAGAAUGAAACUGAGCAAAUGCAGAAAGAGCAAAGAAAGGGACAGGACUUCAAAGGAGAGGAAAUAGCAAUGAAGAGAAAUGAUGAUAGACAAAACAUGGAGGAAAGAAGUAGAAAUAUAAUUAAGGAAAAAGGAUCUGGUGAUCAGAGAGAAAAUCCAAAGACUGACAAGGAGAGCAAGAAUACUACAAAAUGGGGAAAAGAUGAGGAAUUUGGUGAUAAUGUAUCCCAGCUACUUCUUUCUCAGUCAGUCAAUAUGUCCAAAAGUUUCUUGCCCAGGACUCUGUCCUCUAGAAAUGGGCAAGACGAGCAGCUCAGCUGUAACCUAGUAUCACCCCGGCCCUCUCCAUCUACUGAUAACAGCAGUGUAACUGUGAGUCCAUCUGAAGAGAAAAGAGUAACGGACACCAGAGGGCCGCAGUGUGCUCUGGAUGACUCGAGCUCUGCAUGUCUGCCUUACAACACUGAGCAGAAACGAUUAGCCUGGAUGAUGACCUGCGUAACCUGGUCCAAGCUCUCCAUGCAGAACAAGAGGAAGGGGCUCAGUGCUCCACCCAGGAGGAGGGCACAUAGGAGAGCUUCAGGACAUAGCCUGCUACCUUUACCUGUGGGCGCCAUUCUCAGGUCCGGAUCCUGGAGCUCUCUUAAACAGGUAACUUCAGUAACUCUGGAGGAUUUGUCCGGCUGCAGUCUCUCCACACUGUCUGAGUGCACUAGACUGCAGAGUCUGACGCUCCGGCGAUGUAGCCUACGGGCCCUUGAUGGACUUAACCAGUGUACUGAACUUCAGCAUAUUGACUUACAGGAAAACGAUAUAGCAUAUGUUGACUGUGGGGGUCUGGCCAGACUUGAGGUCCUGCUGUUGGGAAGGAACCAGCUUACGAGUAUCCACGGUCUGGACGAUGCUGUUAACCUGACUGUGCUUCAGCUUUCCCAUAACAUCAUCUCCCGCAUCAGUGGUUUGGGAUCUCUGAAAAAGCUUCACCGUCUGAUAGUUCAUCAUAACCAGUUGAUCAGCACGAGGGGACUCAGUGAAGCUUUCACGCUUUUGCACCUGGAUUGCUCGUAUAACCACCUCAGCCACAUCGAAGGCCUGGAGAACUGUGCACUGCUUAACACGCUGGACCUGAGAGGAAACAACCUGACAGAGUUGCCUGUGCUUAAGAACCAUGUCCUGUUGAGGGAGCUAUAUCUGGAUGAUAACAGCAUCUGCUCUCUGCAUGGCUUGAAUAGCUGCUGGCUUCCUCUGCUGCGCUGUCUGUCUGUGCCUCAGAACAGUAUCACACUGCUACCACUGCUAGUGGACUUGCUUUCAUUGAAGACACUUAAUGUUAGUCUCAACUGUCUCUCAGAGCUGAGGAACAUUUGUAUGAGUCUUCAGGGAUGCACUCAUCUUCAGGAGCUUAGCAUGACUAACAAUCCUGUCCAGCAGGAGAAUAACUGGAGGUCUUCUGUUCUGGCAGUAAAUCCAAGCUUGAUAAAGCUGAACGGAGAGCAAACCGGCGCCUCAGGAAAACUCUCUGCAGACUCAACACAGCUGUGGAGCUUCCAGGCCCUCUGCCAGGCGCACCAAGAUCAGAUUGACUCAGUACUACAGAGACACAGUGUGGAGAUCAGCUCAGCUCCAUCUGCACUGCAUGCUCAGCUCUUGGUUGGUAAGCAUGCUGCUGAGCUGUUCCAGUUGGCUGAAGAGCAGCGCUAUGCUCAUGAGUAUGGAGACAGCUGUGUCUGCGAGACAGCCAUGCAGGAACCUGUGGCCUCCAGAAGCCUGCAUGAAUUAUCUGCCUUGGAUUUAACACAGGAGAAAAGUGCUGAGGCCAAAACCCAGCAACCAGCAGAGCACAAGACUCUGAGCUGGCAAGCACCAUAUGUCCAGAAUGUUACCCAUAACUGCCAGUCUCCAUAUGGUGACUAUAAUGUUGGUUGUGCAGGUAGCUGCAUAAGUCCUACUCAGCAAUUCAGGGACACACAACCGAGUGAAGACAGAUCCAGCAGAUAUGGUGUCCAGGCAUCCAGGGUGGACCUCAAAACAGUGGCAGUUAUGGUGAUCCAGCGCCACUGGCGUGAACACAGACAGAGGAGAUGCACGGGCCAUUUAGGGACACCUGCAAAAGCUCAUACAAGAUUGAGUCCUCCAAGAAAAGUGAAAUCCUGCAAAACAAAGCCUGAGUGUCUUAAUAAAGACUACGCUGCUUCUGUCAUUCAGGCAGUAUGGAGGGGCUACGCACUACGGAAGAGGCUGACUCGUGCUCUCAUGCUUGCCCAGAUAUCAGAGGGAGAUGAGCCCUUUGAGGAGGUGGACAUGGAUGAAUUCAUUUUUGAUGAGGAAGCCAUGGAGAAGGACUGGAUUACUCUGCAUUCUGACAUGUCGCCGUCCUCAGUGCUGCCGUAUUCAGAACAGCUGCCGCUGCCAAAGCCUCUGCUUCCUCUGCCUGAGCUUCAUAAAAGUGUAUCCGUGGAGCCAUUUAAGCUCAGACAGGCCUGGAUUAGUGGUGAGGAAGCCCCAGUGUCAGAGCAGAGUCCAUCAACUGAUCCAAGCACAAGAAUGCGAUCUCCUGCAUCAAGACUAGGAAAAUAUUCUUUAUCAGAAAAAUCUGAGAAAAUCCUGGAAGAAUGGGGUUUUAGCAGUUUCUCCACUGCCCUUCUUAUGCUAAAAAGGGCUCAGAGGAUGAAGGCCGGGAAGCAGCAGCAUCCGAGAAAAUUACAGUAUCCAGCGGUACGUUUUACUUUGUUCAAGAACCACGACAUGCGGCCUGUGGAGACGGCGAUCCAAAGAUCCAGACCUGAAUUCAGAGAGGAAAUUAACGAUGGCAGAGGAGACGUGAGUGUUCAGGAGGCACUGAGAGGAGAGCCAGAGCAAACCCAGACACGUCACAGAACCUACCAGUGGCUCCAAACACAAGCCGUGCCGUGCCGGAGAAGCUCUGCCUCCUCCGUGAGUGAUCAUUUCCUGCCGGAGAUUGACCCUGAAAUUCUGAAUGGUGGAAGGGUUCAGCUUGUGGCUUCUACAGGGUACAGAGAAUCUCCAGAUUCAGCCAUGAGGCUGUGGAUUGAUGGUGCUGGUUUCUCUUCAUCUCAGAACCACCAGGCUCACACUCGGACACACUCGGCUGGACAUGCAAAGAAAGAAAUGCUGUCUCCUCAAAGAGUCACCUUGGCUCCAUCUCAAAAGGAGAGAAUCUCAUUCCGAGAUAAUCCAGUGCUGCUGAGUGGAGGCUGGGGAGGAGGCAAGAAGAGGUCUAAAGCAAACAAGUUAAAAUAACCUUACUGCAAGAAAAAGACAAUAAUUUUUCCAAUGCCUUGUACAUUUAUUUACACGUGGUUGUAUGCAUGUUCUGAGAAUGAUGGAUGUGUUUUUUUUUUUUUUUUUUCCGCUAAAGCGCUUUAAACCCUAAUAAGCUCUAAUAAGCCUUACGACGCACAUUCAGUCUCCUCUGAAAUUUCCUGCAGCUUCUGUUUCACUAAAAUUCAGCUUCUUCCGCUGUAAAUUAAUUAAAAGCCUUGGAUGAGGUAUAACCCAAAUAUCUGCA
Molecule: messenger RNA, 5829 nt
Organism: Ictalurus furcatus (blue catfish)
Lineage: Eukaryota; Metazoa; Chordata; Actinopteri; Siluriformes; Ictaluridae
Gene: lrriq1
Product: leucine-rich repeats and IQ motif containing 1
Exons: 27
Coding region: 141-5561 (1806 amino acids)
Molecular function (GO): protein binding
Source: RefSeq, a predicted model, not a curated record